AUGGCAAAAGGGCAGAGCAAAUCCAAGUCUGCAUCAGUGCAACCCGCCCAACCCACCGAGCAGAUGGCCCUCUCAUCCGCUCUGACAACGCCAUGGGGCUUCCUCCGGCCCACCACCGACUUACAUACAACGGUCGUGGAUUCAGCAAAGCACAUCCUGGAUUCCCUCGCUGGAUCUGUCGUGGAUGCCCAGACUACUCGCCGACAACUCAACAAAAAGCGCAAACGCUCAGACCUCGAAGCGGACUCGAUCACCCAGCUCCAAUUGAAGAACCUCUAUGUGGAUGGUUUCACCUCGAAUCAAAUAUGGGAGCAGGCAACACGCAUCCUCGAGUCGACUGGCGAUGAGAUCGAGCGUGAUAUCACUUUGAUCGCCCAACACAGCGGCUACAUGGAUCAGGCUGACUCUGAUCUUGAGGAUGUCUCUGACCCCGAGGGUGCGCAAAGUGACAGCGACAGUAUGGAAGGGAGCAUGAUGGAAGAUCUCUCUGAGGGCUCAGGUGCCGAGGAGGAUCUCAAGGAAGGGUCUGAAGAAGACGUCGAAAUGGAGUCCGACGAGCUGGCCGAAGACGAUGAGAUGGAAGACUGGGACGAUGAUAAAUCACUCGGCUCCGCGGACGGAGAGCCCGAAGAAUUCGUGGAGGAUAAAUUCGGACUGAACGAUGGAUUCUUCUCAAUCGAUGAUUUCAACAAACAGUCCGAAGCUUUGGAGCGACAAGAUGCUGCGGGGGGCCCCGAGCAGAAUGAAGACAGCGAUGAGGAGGAUUUCGAUUGGCAUUCCAACCCGCUAGUAGCAGGAAGUGCUGCGCCCAUCCGCGGCGACGACUCCAAGCGACGCCCAACGGAAAAGGACGAUGAUGCCAUGGACGACAGCGAGGAGGAAGGCCCGACUUUUGGUAAUGUCGAUCUCAACGCCGACUCUGAUGAGGAUGAUGAUGAUGAAGAGGGUGCGGACAUGGAGGAUGGCGAGGCCAAUGCUUGGGUGAACACUAGUGAUAUCAAAUACGCCGAUUUCUUCGCACCUCCGCCUCGCAAGGCCUCCAACAAGAAGAUGCGCUCUCUCCCGAAGACUCAACCUGCGCCUGCAGUCGACGAAGAAGAUGUCAACCGUGCUAUGGCUGACGUUCGACGGGACCUGUUCGAUGAAGAGGACGCGGAUUCCGCCGAUGAAGAGGUGGCUGAUGAAGGAUCCGGGGAUGCCAAUGCCCCGCGCUCUACACACGAGAAGAUGCGGGCACGGAUCGCAGAUGAAAUCCGUCGUUUGGAAGCGAACAACGUGGCCAAGAAAGAAUGGAUGUAUACCGGUGAAGCCAGAGCUAUUGAGCGACCCGUCAACUCCCUCAUCGAAGAGGAUCUUGAUUUCGAGCGAAUUGGCAAACCCGUCCCUGUCGUCACCAAUGAGACUACCGAGGAUAUCGAGGAGCUAGUCAAGCGUCGCAUUCUCGCCAUGGAGUUUGACGAAGUGAUCCGUCGUCGGCCAGGCGCCGAGACCCAGCAAGCCGGAAGAAAGCCCCGGUUUGAAUUGGACGAUACCAAGCCGCAGCAGGGUCUGGCUGAGAUGUACGAAACCGAGCAUCUCAAGGCCAACGAUCCCAACUUCGUGGAUACUAAGGACCGCAAGUUGAUGCGCGAACAUGCCGAGAUCAAUAAACUCUGGAACGAGGUCAGCGCCCAGUUGGAUACGCUAUGCAACUGGCACUACAAGCCCAAGGUCGCCCAGGCCAGCAUCAACGUCGUUACCGAUGCGCCAACUAUCAUGAUGGAGGAGGCUCGUCCUACGGCUGGCAGUGCUGUCGCUGGUCCUGUUGGACUUGCACCGCAGGAGAUCUACACACCUGGUGACAGUGGUACGGUUAAGGGUGAGGUCAUUCUCAAGACUGGUGCAUCUAUCUCCAAAGAGGAGAUGACUCGCGAGCAGAAGGCCAAGAUCAGACGGCAGAAUAAGCAGAAUCAGAAGAAGACCGAUGCCCAACCUUCCCAGCAAAAGCCUGGCAAAGCGGCUGAAAAGCAGCAGGUCCUAUCAGACUUGAAGAAGGGAGGUGUCAAGGUCAUUGACAAGGAAGGCCGUGUAACGAAUAUCGACGGUGGCGUCGAUGCAGCGGCCAGGAACAGAGGAGACAAUCUGAAAUUGUGA
Molecule: messenger RNA, 2133 nt
Organism: Penicillium bovifimosum
Lineage: Eukaryota; Fungi; Ascomycota; Eurotiomycetes; Eurotiales; Aspergillaceae
Product: rRNA-processing protein MPP10
Exons: 1
Coding region: 1-2133 (710 amino acids)
Biological process (GO): rRNA processing
Cellular component (GO): small-subunit processome; sno(s)RNA-containing ribonucleoprotein complex; nucleus
Source: RefSeq, a predicted model, not a curated record